UGAAGUCAGUUUCCGCCCUGCUCACCCGGCUUCGCUCCCUGUGCUGCGAGUCAAGAUGGAGGAGUACGCUCGGGAACCUUGCCCCUGGCGAAUUGUAGAUGACUGCGGCGGCGCCUUCACGAUGGGUACCAUUGGUGGCGGGAUCUUCCAAGCAAUCAAAGGUUUUCGGAAUUCUCCCGUGGGAGUAAACCACAGACUACGAGGGAGUUUGACAGCCAUUAAAACCAGGGCUCCACAGUUGGGAGGUAGCUUUGCAGUUUGGGGAGGUCUGUUCUCCAUGAUUGACUGUAGUAUGGUACAAGUCAGAGGAAAAGAAGACCCCUGGAAUUCCAUCACAAGCGGUGCCUUAACAGGGGCCAUCCUGGCAGCAAGAAAUGGACCAGUGGCCAUGGUUGGCUCAGCCGCGAUGGGUGGCAUUCUCCUAGCUUUAAUCGAAGGAGCUGGUAUCUUGUUGACAAGAUUUGCCUCUUCACAAUUUCCCAAUGGCCCUCAGUUUGUGGAAGACCCUUCCCAGUUGCCUUCGACCCAGUUGCCAUCUUCACCUUUUGGAGACUAUCGGCAGUAUCAGUAGGACUCAUCUCCUGUAUUUUUGUUUUAUUUUGUUUUUUCAACAAAAUGAGCUGCAGUUGAAGGCUUUAAGAAGAUCAAGUUACAUUCUGUUUUUAAUACCGUAGGUGGGACAACUGUGGCCAACUAGGCUAUGAAGAGACAUUUAGCACUUUUUUCUAUUUAAAGGAAUGUGGAGGGGGGAUAGAAGAUACUGCAUUUAUUUAUUCACACUUGGAUUGCAUUUGUGAGCAAAAUAAAUGUCUCAUGUCAUUAAAGGAAAAUAUAGUAAGUGCUUAGAAGAUGAAGGACCAAAGGGCAAAUUACAGUGAAACAUGACCAUCAUUUCCUUGGGGACUUCUCUGCCUGGUUUGAUGUGUGCUCUGACUCAGACAAUAAAAGCUCCUGGAACUUUUCUUUUAAGAUAAGUUGUAGAAUUCUACUUUUCAUACUUCACCUAAUGCAUGUUUUAUAGUAGUCCCUAAUCUCACUUGAAUUAGGUGGAAGAAUUGUCCAGUCAGCACGAUUCCUUUCACAGUGAAACGCUCUGUAGAUUAAGGAUGUACUCAAAUACUUGUCCUUUGAAAGUAAAAUACAGGGUAUGCUGUCUUGGUUUUGAGAGUGCUGGAUACAAGACUGUUACCUUUAGGGCCACUGUGUCUUGAUUCCUGGUCAUGAGAAACCUCCCCAGAAACAACUUGGUUCCAUUAUUCUCAGUUCUAUAUGAGAAUCCAUGCAGGGGAAAGUCUGGUGUUCAUUGUAUGCUUGCAAAUAAAAUACGUGUUGUUUUUAA
Fukomys damarensis (Damara mole-rat) is the source of this 1339-nucleotide messenger RNA. It is a transcript of the gene Timm17a, whose product is annotated as translocase of inner mitochondrial membrane 17A. Gene Ontology annotation, cellular component: TIM23 mitochondrial import inner membrane translocase complex; mitochondrial inner membrane. Gene Ontology annotation, molecular function: transmembrane protein transporter activity. The record is from RefSeq and is a predicted model, not a curated record. Gene Ontology annotation, biological process: protein import into mitochondrial matrix. NCBI's taxonomy places the organism in Eukaryota, Metazoa, Chordata, Mammalia, Rodentia, Bathyergidae. The coding region runs from base 56 to 571 and encodes 171 amino acids. The transcript has 6 exons.